Messenger RNA from Caenorhabditis elegans, 1093 nucleotides. The record is from the annotation of a RefSeq genome assembly. NCBI's taxonomy places the organism in Eukaryota, Metazoa, Nematoda, Chromadorea, Rhabditida, Rhabditidae.
AUGAGAAUAAUCCUGUUAAUCGUUUGUUCUCUUCUACAACAUGUUUUCGGCUGUCUUGUGCUACAGGACUACGUGAAAGCAAAUAUGACGGAUUGUAAAUGCCCAACAGUUAACUUCUUGACUCAACAUGACAUUCAAAACAACGAAGGAGGAAAGUAUUUGAAGGAUCAUCAAGUGUGGAAUCCCGUCAUUGAUGCUGGUGAGGAUUGCUUGAUGUGGAUCACGUGUAAACCAGUUCCUGGAGUCAGUUCAUUCCUUACUGUGCUCUUCAGAAGCUAUGGUCCUCCAAUAUACAUUAACCGAGUGGUGGCAAAUCAAUCUACGUUUGCCCCACAACCAAGAACAAUUGGCGACUUGUAUUGUAGAGAACACAUGAGUGGUUUUUCCAAGAAGCCGUUGUCAAAGAUCUUUCUUUUGCCUGUGUCGCUGACUCACACAGCUGUGAUUGUCCACAAAUUGAAGUUGAUACGGACUCGGGAGCGAUUGUUGAGAAUCGAAGGCCAUUGGCCACUGACCAAUGUGGUUAUAUCAGUGCAAGAUGUCCUGUCAGUAACGACAGUGUCAUUGAUAAACCAUUUUUAUAUUCUACUACAACUGACGCAAUAUAUAGCGGACAAGGCAAAGGAAAUUACGCUUCAUUGCUUUACCGGUAUGAAGAUCUUUUUUGUGCAAGAGGGAAAGAACUCACAUGGUACAUUGGAAACUUGAAGUUAGAAAAUCCAGUCGUAAAAUGCAAUACCGACAUAGAAGUAUACAAUGAGACGGCUAGCACGAACUGUGGAGUGUUUAAAGCUGUCAACAGUUUGAAAGAUGUUAAACCGCAUCACAUAAUUGGUGUCUAUUCACAAGCAUGGCUGGGGAACAGUACAUAGACUGCUGGCGAACAAUUCCAGAUCACCUGUGAGCCAGAAUACAAACCAGUGGUUUACAGUUACAACAAUCAACCCAUUGAGAUCUCCGACCAGGCACCAGUGAUUAAAUGCGCCUACAAUCCCCUGACCAACUUUGCCUCAAUGUGGGUUGCGAACGGGAUUAGAGUUCUUGAGCAAGCUGGAGCAUGUAUGAAACUUCAACCUGAAAACGUUUUGAAAGU